AAGCGAAUUCCAUCCGGGGAACGUGAAAUCGUCGAGUGUUUCAACUCUUCGUAGAUUGAAUGUCGAUUCGUGAGAAAAGAGUUCGCGCUCGGUUUGGUCUGGAUUUGAGGAAGCGAGGGAAGAAGGAAGCAAUGGGUGCUCGAUUUUAUCUGCAGUCUGGGAGUAGAGAUUGGUAGUGAGGGAGGUCGAUUAGCCUCGUUCUGCUUUGGGGUUCUGUUUGUUGGCUCCGAGGGAGCUGCUAGGACCUCAGGAGCCAUUUGGAAGAUUGCCUGUUUUUCCUACGAGCCCCGUGCUGCCGGUCGGGCGGUGUCGAUGCAUAAUUCAAAAUCUUUGUUCAUAAAUAUUUCCUUCACGUUCAUCUCGAGUUGGAUUCAAACAGGGGAUCGGCUGAUCGAGCCUUUGUUCGUUUGGGUUUACGCCUUCUUCGUCGUGGGGAUCACCAUGGCCUUCUUCGCGAGCCGGACGGUGAGGGCGGGGCAAUUGCUGGGAGCCAGGCUGCGCGCAGCCAGCCCUCUGACCGCAGCAGCUGCAGCAUCCGCCUCCCGUGUCCGAGACACCGCAGAACUUGCUGCUGCAGAGGCCGGACCCCAACAAAACAAGAAGGAAUUCGCGUUCGCAGCCAUCACUGCCUGUGUCGGAGCUGCUGCCUUCUUCUCAGCCUGGGGCCCUGGGUACUCGUCACAGCCAGUUCUUCUUCAAGAAGCACCGAAAGGAGCUUUGGACCCCAACACCUGGAUUCACUUCAAGUUGGAAAAAAUUGAACAGCUCAGCCACAAUACCAAAAUGCUCAGGUUUGGUUUCGACGAUGCAAAUGCUGUAUCUGGACUCAGCGUGGCUUCCUGCUUGCUCACAAGAGCACGUAUCGGGAACGAAGGGAAGGAUGGAAAGCCAAACUACGUCAUCCGCCCAUACACACCUGUUACCAGCCCUGAUGUUAAGGGCUACUUCGACCUCGUAGUGAAGAUCUACCCUGAAGGAAAGAUGACCCAACACAUGGCAAAGCUUGGUGUUGGGGAUACGCUAGAAGUGAAAGGACCCCUUCCCAAGAUCCCAUACUCUCCCAACAUGAAGCGGCAUAUUGGCAUGGUAGCAGGAGGGACAGGCAUCACUCCUAUGUUCCAAGUUAUCGACGCCAUCCUUUCAAAUGAGUCUGAUAUGACUCAGAUUUCUCUUGUUUAUGCCAACGUCUCACCAGACGACAUUCUCCUCAAAAAGACGCUCGAUGAUUUGGCUGCUUCUCAUCCCAAUUUUAAGGUUUUCUACGUGGUCAACAACCCAACCGCCAACUGGAAGGGUGGAGUUGGUUUCACCACAUAUGAUACGAUCGUCAAAGCUCUCCCGCCACCGUCUGACGAUACCCUCAUUCUCGUUUGUGGACCUCCUGGAAUGAUGAAAGCCAUCUCUGGCGACAAGGAAUCUCCAAAAAAUCAAGGAGAGUUGACGGGACUUCUCAAGAGUGCAGGAUACUCCGAACACCAGGUUUUUAAGUUCUAAGAUAUUCCGGAUGCAAUCAAACCGGUAGUUCUAGUGCUAAGAGGCACAUAUAUGGUGUAGACGUCUGUUAUAGUCUAGUUUGAGCUGCGGGAGUACGCGGGAGAGUGAUAUACAGAUGAACAUUAGUUUCUGCAUUGUCAAGGUCAUGUCUGGAAAGCGAGUGAUACUUGAGAUUUUUUGACACCGGUACAAGGAUAGAAUUGCGAGAAAUAACAGGAUCCAUGCCCUUCUGGUCACCUGUUCCAGAAACGCUAAACGUGGAAAACAUUGAGAAUGUAUUAUCGCCUGAAAGAGUCGUCAGCAUCUGUAACAUGUCUGACAACAGGCAUGUCUCUGAUCCCAGCGCAGUACACAUGUAAGUCUGUGGCUCUGCUCCUUGAAAUUCAGGAGCUACGAUCAUGAAACAUGUACUUAAAGAUCCCCUCAAGAUCAUUCUAGACAUUCCUAGUUCCUGAUAUUUGGUGAAUCAUGCGGACUUUUAUUCCAUGGCGACAUGGAGAAGGCAAGAAGUAAAAGUACAAUAUGUCCCA
This is a messenger RNA of Marchantia polymorpha subsp. ruderalis, 2024 nucleotides long. The record is from the annotation of a GenBank genome assembly. Lineage: Eukaryota; Viridiplantae; Streptophyta; Marchantiopsida; Marchantiales; Marchantiaceae.